Messenger RNA from Lactuca saligna, 428 nucleotides. The record is from the annotation of a GenBank genome assembly. NCBI's taxonomy places the organism in Eukaryota, Viridiplantae, Streptophyta, Magnoliopsida, Asterales, Asteraceae.
AUGAAGAAAAUCUCACAUUUGGAAGAGGAAAAUGAAAGACUCGGGAGGCAGAAGAUUCUUGAUGCAUGCUCAUUGUUUGAUGUAAUGUCAACAACACUUGAGAAACUACCACCUAGUAGUAUUGCUGCUAGGGAAACUACUGGAUCAAUGAUCAUUCUUGCAAACAUGAUUGUUGUAGCAUCUGUUUCCUCAAAUUCACAACAGGUGUUCCCUGAUGAUCUUCUUCUUGAACUUUUGAAACUAAUUCUGCAUCUAGAUGUUGAAAUACGUUUUAGUGGACACCAAAUCUUUUCUGUUCUUCUCAUUCCAAAUUCUAACCAUGUGAGGCGUGAUACUGAUGCUUCUACUUCUAAUCAAACAAUAAGAUGGAGUUCUGAUACUGCAUAUGUGUUUGCCUCUGUUACAUCUUUACUUGGAUAAGCUUCAUG